Molecule: messenger RNA, 291 nt
Organism: Cladophialophora psammophila CBS 110553
Lineage: Eukaryota; Fungi; Ascomycota; Eurotiomycetes; Chaetothyriales; Herpotrichiellaceae
Exons: 2
Coding region: 1-291 (96 amino acids)
Molecular function (GO): heme binding; monooxygenase activity; oxidoreductase activity, acting on paired donors, with incorporation or reduction of molecular oxygen
Source: RefSeq, a predicted model, not a curated record
AUGGACGCCGAGCUCUUCCGCCCUGAGAGAUGGAAUGAAGACAUGCCUUUAAACCAUAACUCUACCAAUGCUAAAUGGGGCUACCUUACCUUCAAAGGUGGACCCUGGAUAUGUCUAGGAAUGGACUUUGCCAUGACCGAGGCUGCCUAUACAAUUGUGCGACUAGUUCAGAGAUUUCCGGUCAUCAAGCUGCCUUCGAAUGAGGUAAUCGAGCCUACUGGAGUGGAAAAACAAACAAUGACCCUCGUGAUGUCCAUCACUGAAGGUUACAAGGUAGAACUGCGGUGCUAG